Messenger RNA from Monascus purpureus, 1242 nucleotides. The record is from the annotation of a GenBank genome assembly. Lineage: Eukaryota; Fungi; Ascomycota; Eurotiomycetes; Eurotiales; Aspergillaceae.
AGCAGGAUUCUGAGGAAUUGAAAAUGCCCGAGAUUUAUUUGCAGGAAAUACUACUUACGGGAUGAUUAUAUACCAAUGUGAUUGUUCAAUCUUUCGAAAUUUGCUAAUCCCGAUUAACCAUGCAGGCCUUCGUCCCGAAGAAUAGAAGGCCAAGGUUUGAGCUUGUCAUUCUUGACCUCAACAAUGUCCCUCUCUCCUCGGGAACGGCGUAUGUCAAAUGGAGUCUUCCCUCGUCUGCUGCUACUGAGCAUCGCGGAGUCACGGAUAAGGCAAUCAUUAUAGACCAUAGAGCCUAUUGGAGCUAUGAAAAACUCCUCUUGGUCAAACUCACCAUUGACAGAAACCAGUCCCUUCACCAAUGUGACCUUGUUUUCGAUGUUGUUCAGGAAUUCGGCUCUGGCGGGCGAGGGGACAAAAAUCUAUUGGGCAGGAUACGUCUCAAUCUUGCCGAAUAUGUGGACAAAUCCGACGAAGAAGAGGGGAUUACGCGGAGAUAUCUGAUGCAGGAUAGUAAAAUCAACAGCACUCUCAAGGUCACGGUAAUAAUGCGCCAGAUCGAGGGGGAUAAAAACUACACUAUACCUCCUCUUAAAUCGCCUAUGGUCUUUAGUGGGAUCAGCGGAAUCACAGGCGUUGUCUUUUCAGAACAAGGGGACCCAGCUGAUAGUCUUGGCCGAUUUCCCUCACUAAAUACCAAGAGCAGAGAAGUCUCCGAUAUGCAGGACAUGUAUCGCCGAACAUUGAUCGCCUCGUGGAAUUCUCCGGUGAACGAGAUACCUGCCGAUAAGUUAAUCGAGGAAUUGUUUGCUGGGGGCUCUGGUUGGAACAAGGGGAGCCAUUCUAGGAAGUCUGAAGAGAACGAGGAUGCUUUAGGGCUCUUUCCGAACAUCGACAUGGAUUCGAGACAGUUUCUAUCAGGGACCAAGCCAUCUCCUGGCCUUGAAAAACGACCGAGAAGUUCAUCAAGUCAUCAGUCUCGCCUUCUGGGUAAAGAGGCAGAACUGAGUUCUUCACCCGGCCAUGCUAAAAAGACAAAAAGUAUCGAGCAAAAACUAAUUGAUAGUGCCAAAGGAAAGGGCGAGAGAAGAAGUGGUCCUAGUCAUGAAGUUUCCGAGUUUGACGUGCGUGAAGACCUGAGAAGCUGGGAGAUCUCCCCGAGGCAGUGACUAUAUUGUGUAUGAACAGCGCCAUAAUUUCUCUCAGGUUCUAGUCUUAUGGAAAUGAAAUAAUCUUAAUAUCUAU